Zalophus californianus (California sea lion) is the source of this 7206-nucleotide messenger RNA. It is a transcript of the gene ZNF596, whose product is annotated as zinc finger protein 596. The transcript is spliced from 5 exons. Lineage: Eukaryota; Metazoa; Chordata; Mammalia; Carnivora; Otariidae. Gene Ontology annotation, biological process: regulation of transcription by RNA polymerase II. Gene Ontology annotation, molecular function: RNA polymerase II transcription regulatory region sequence-specific DNA binding; DNA-binding transcription factor activity, RNA polymerase II-specific. Bases 102 to 1571 code for a protein of 489 amino acids. The record is from RefSeq and is a predicted model, not a curated record. Gene Ontology annotation, cellular component: nucleus.
GGGAUUUCCGGAAGCGAAGGUCCUGCUCUGCUUUGCCUCCUAUUGGUGAGACUGUGUAUGAGUGAAAACCCAGAAGACACUUGACAACCGAGCUACUAAGAAUGGACUCACAAGAAUCGGUGACCUUUGAGGAUGUAGCUGUAGACUUCACUCAGGAAGAGUGGACCCUGCUGGACAGGUCCCAGAGAAAACUCUUCAGAGAUGUGAUGCUGGAGAACAUCAGUCACCUGGUCUCAAUUGAUAGGGAAGAUGAUCUUAAAAAACAAGAAAUGAUAUUCGUGCAACAUAUCUGCAAGAAGGACACAACAUUAAUCAGUGCAAUGCAGAGAUCUCACACUCAAGAGGAUACUUUUGAAUACAAUGAUUUCGGAGAAAAUUUUACUGAAAUACUAACAUGGACUCAAUAUGUGGUACCUAAAAUGGGAAAGAAUCCCUAUAUCAGCAAAGAAUGUGGAAAAGACAGCAGUUAUUUGACAUCUUUUAAUACACAUAAGCAGAGUCACACUACAAGUAAAUCAUACGAAUGUCAUCAACGUGGGAAUGCCUUUAUUCAAAGCUCUGCCCGUAGACAAACCAAUAAUACUCAAAAUGGAGAGAAAACAUUUGAAUGUCAUGAAUGUGGGAAAGCCUUCGGAAAAAGUUCCAACCUUAGGCGACAUGAGAUGAUUCACACUGGAGUGAAACCACAUGGAUGCCAUCUGUGUGGGAAAGCCUUCACUCAUUGCUCUGACCUUAGGAAGCAUGAGAGAACGCACACGGGAGAGAAAUCAUAUGGAUGCCAUCUAUGUGGGAAAGCCUUCAGUAAGAGUUAUAACCUUAGGCGACACGAGAUGAUUCACACCAGGAAAAAACCCCAUGGAUGCCAUCUAUGUGGGAAAGCCUUCACCCACUGUUCUGACCUUAACAAACAUGAAAGAACUCACUUUGGAGAGAAACCAUAUGGGUGCCAUCUAUGCGGGAAGACAUUCAGUAAAACUUCUUACCUUAGACAACAUGAGCGAACUCAUAAUGGAGAGAAACCAUAUGAGUGUCAUCUGUGUGGGAAGGCGUUCACUCACUGUUCUCACCUGAGAAAACAUGAGAGAACUCACACUGGAGAGAAACCAUACGAAUGUCAUCUGUGUGGGAAAGCUUUCACUGAAUCUUCUGUCCUUAGACGACACGAGAGAACGCACACUGGAGAGAAACCGUAUGAGUGUCAUCUCUGUUGGAAAGCCUUUACUGAUUCUUCUGUCCUUAAACGACAUGAGAGAACUCACACUGGAGAGAAACCGUAUGAAUGUCACCUAUGUGGGAAAGCUUUCAAUCACUCUUCUGUCCUUAGACGACAUGAGAGAACCCAUACCGGUGAGAAACCAUAUGAAUGCAAUGUAUGUGGCAAAGCCUUCAAUAGAAGCUAUAACUUUAGACUGCAUAAGAGAAUCCACACUGGAGAGAAACCAUAUAAAUGUUUUGUAUGCGGGAAAGCCUUCAGUAAAUAUUUUAACCUUAGACAACACGAGAAAAUACAUGUUAAGGUAAUAAAUGUGGAAGACUCACCACCUAUAGCUUCAAACUACAAACACUCUUGAGGGCUCAAAUACUCAAGAAACACCAUAUUUAUAAUCAGUGUGGGAGAGCAUUUAUUCAUCCUUAUUACUUCAUUCAACUGAAGGUAAUCCAAAGUGGAGAGAAUCAGUAUGUGGGUCAUCUAUAUGACAAAACCUUUAGAUAAUGGACUGACAUGGAAGGAUGUAAAUGAAGUGAGUGAGGAAGAAUUUUCAUCCACAGUUCCGUCAAACAAAACGGAGAAGUUACAUGUCAGAGAAAAUAUGUCUGUAAUCAGUGCAGAAAUACUUUGAUUUAUCCUUUUGUGCAGGGGAGUCUAGAUCUGUAAUCACUAUGCACUCAUUCAAUUUAGCAACUCAUUUGGCAUGCAGAAGAAAUCUGCUAAAACAAGAAGUAACUGGGGAAAAAAAUCAUUACUAGGAAGACAAGAGAAUUUUGUUGCCAAAGGGUUGUGUUCAGUGAGAACUAGGACAUGAAAGAGACUGAGGAUAUUUGGAGUAUCCUAUUUCCAGGAUGCCUGACACACUCACGCUAACAUCUGUAGUGACAAAGCACUGCCUUAGCAGCAAAAACCACAGUUUGGCACAGCUGAAAGCUGAAGCAGACAAUCCAACUUUGCCCAUAUCCCUGACACACCAGCCACGAAUGCAUGUACCACCCAAGUGAGGAGACCUGUGUGUCCCAGUUCCCCCCACAGGCAAAUGCAGAAAGCCAGGAGACCAGCUUACAGGCCAAGUCAUUGGUCCUCACUCACUUGAGUGUGACUGGUCCUCGUUCACACGUGGCAAGAAAGAGAAUGCAGAUGCUUAUAAUUAAUUUAUAACGUUAUGAGUGAGUAUGCAAUGCCCUUGUCAAUCCCCACUUUAUCUCUGCCCUUUGGUUUGGAGAUAUUAUUGAUGUGUCCUCACACUAAUUUGUUUUCUAUGUGUAAAGUCUUAAACUCACCCAUUAAUGUCACCAACAGGACAUAGUUUCCCAAACCUAGAACUAUUGAAUUUCUCCAUCUUCUCAUGUUUCUUAUAACUUCUAUUUUGUGUAGUAAUAUUAUAAAUUUUCCUCCUAACUCCAAUCUAAAGAUAGAUAUGGAUUUGUGCAUUGUGUCUUUUUUUUCCCAUCACCUUUCCUGCUGCUUUACAAAAAUGGUUUUGUAUUUUUUAAUUUCACACAUUGUUUUGAAAAAAAGGGAGACUGAAGUUGAUAUGGUUUUACCCAGACAAGUUUAUUUUUCUCUUAGAGUGAGGAAACAUCACUUCUUCCAUCCAGGAGUUGGAAUAGACUCAGGCUAGGUGGCAGCUUUGAUUUCAUUCAGACAUUCAUGUCUUUCAGGUCAUUCCUCUAGAUUUAUUGAAGAUACCUUCCAAAGUAGUAUAAACUGCGAAGACAAAACGCUUUCUUUUUCUCUUUAUCCGCACCUAAAAACCUAUGGGGAAAAGGAUCCCAGUACUGGAGAUUCUCUAUAUUUCAAUCAGCCUGUGUCAGUCCACAUGUUUAUAUAUCCAUCUACUUGUUAUUUCCUCAUAGUGAUUUUGCCCAUGAUUUUCACUGUCUAUACGAAGCAAAUUCCCCCAGGUGUGGAAAUCAGAUGGUCUCUUCCUGGUUCUUAGAGUCCUCUCUGGUUUCACAAAUCUCUGAAUCUAAAACAUCUAAUUUCCUGUUGUCUGUCUUGUCUCUACUCAACAUCUUACCUGGAAGCAGAAGCCUCAAUAUUUUGCUUGAACAGAUUUCCAGCUGAUUUUGUUCUCAGUCAAGAAAAGCUGCCUAUUUCUCUGGACUGUCCUUCCGUGGUGUUCAUUCCCAGAUGCUUCAGUAGAAAAAGCCAGUAUGAAUAUGAAAAUCACAUCACCAAGCUUCCCUUUAAGACUGUAUCACGUCAUCUGAACAGGCUACACCUCAGUGCCUCUGUGCAGUUGCUUGUGUACUUUAGUUUCACUGCUGUCACUGGUUAGUUGGUCCAGUACAAGCUACUCAGGGCCAAAAUGGAAAUAAUUCACCUGGAGACAUUUUAAACCAAAGAAUGAUUCAUCUCUAUUUUUAAUGCAUAAUAUAUUUGUCAGAAUUUUGAAAAUAGUAACUAUUUAUAUUCUCCAGUUUACAAGUUGGAAUCACAUUAAAACUUUGAUACUUUCUCAUGGGCUUAAUUAUCUACACUUCCCUAACUUAAUUUCUUGGUACUGUGUUUGUAUCAAACACCCAUAGGUCAGCCAUACAAACCAGUUGUGCUGGGUUCUGAUGGAGGUCAGCAUACAUUUCAUUCUUGUGCCAAAUGCCUGGCCUUCUCAGCCCUGGGCUUCCAUGCUGAUGUCCAAGGGUGAAAUACCCUAUUAUCGAAGCACACACGGGCACAGCCGGGUUUUCCUUUGAGGACUGUGUCAGCAAUUGUGUGUGUGGGCAGAGGGCACAUGGUGAUUAUAUGACCUGUAUACAGUCAUGUUUCCUUGUUUCUGUGAUUUUAGAAAGCAUAGGUCAUUAUGGUGUCUGAGAGUAUGUGAUCAAUGUGGAAGGUACACAGGUGACUGUCAGAACACAGACACGUGUUACCAGAUCUCAUCUGCGCACAUGCACGUGUCAGGGUUUGCAUGUGUUGAGGGUGUUGUGUCCAGUGUGGGAUCAGUGUGUGUGAUGACCGUCUUAGAGGGCACACGAGGUAGAAAGCACCAGCUCAGCAGUUCAGGAAAGACUCACAGAGCACACCCACAGGGGAGCCUGGGAAAAGUGAAACCAGCAUUGUGGGGUCAGGCCUGUGGGACUUGCAGGGGCUCUGGAGAAGGGAAGACUAGAAUCCAGGGUCUGAACAGUUCAGAGAUGUGGGAGCUGUGGGCACCAGGGAUGGGGGCUCUGAGUGAGAGUGUUAAGUUUGGGCAGAAGGUUGAGGAGUGAGUUAUAGAGCUAUGUGGUGGAGAGCCUAUAGGUUGGGGGAUCAAGGAUUCUAAAUUCUCCACCAGGGGAAAGGACCAAAGCUACUUUGAAGCAAAACCCCAAAGCAAAAAUGUGAAGUGAUACAUACUGGUGGAGGAAGGGGCAGGUGCAGAAACACCUGAAUAGGGUAGGUGGGGCAUGGACUGCUCACACUGGCUCCCUGUUUCUCAAGGCCCAGCACCAUCUCACCGAAGCCUCACUGCCCCUGCCCCUUCCUGGGGGAAGCCCCUCUUUGACCAACACUACCUGCCCUAUAGCUUCCUGCUGAGCUAGAAGCAGAUUUGCUGGAGCAAAAGUACCACCCAAGUGGACCAGGUGCUCCUGUCUUCGAGACUCAAAUCCUGCAUUCGCUGGCACCUCUCCUCCCCACCCAUGCUUCACACCUGGUUGCAGGAGUCCCAGCAGAUAGCACAGUCCACGCACCUGCCCAUACCAUCAGCAGGGAGACCCCCUGAGAGGCUCAGGACACUGGCUGUUCUGCCACCAGGUCUCACUCACUUCGUUUCUAGUUAAAACGGAUGGGAAGCUAUCCCUGUUUGGACUUUCUGCCUUUGGAUUCUUCACCGUCUCCUGUCCCAACGCUAUGACAAGUCACAUUUAGGGAAGUGGAUUAUUGCCUUUCACCAUCAAUCCUGUUGGCCCUCCAGACCAUCCCCCAGGCGCCAUGCCAUUCCCGGUCCUAGCAUUCUGCAGACCCCAGUCCUCUCCUGAGAUCCCUCUUCUGUUCUCCUGGGAGCUGCGCCCUGCUGUUUCUCAGGCCCGCCCUUCAGGCUGCCUCAGGAAGGUCCCAGGGUGAGGGGGGGCCGCCGACCUCUCCUGUUCCAAAUGUCACCUUCCGUGCUGUGUCUGGCACGGUAUGUUUACAUUCCCAGUGUGUCACUGGGAAGUGGGCUCUUCCUAGGAGGGCAUCUUUAGUACAUCCACAUGGAUGUCUAGUCGGGUGUGGGAUACGGAGGAAAGAACACGUCACAGAGGGAGAGCAAUAAGGGAGACGGAACAAGUCAGAGAAAGUAAGGUCGAAUGGGAGUAAAAUAAAGGAUGGGGGGCAGGUGGAUCCAAUGGGCUCAUAAAGACAUAAUGGCACCACAAGAAGAGUGAUCUAGACAAGAAUCAGUGGGGUCAUCAGGGAGGGAGGACAGAACAGACGCCUUAAUAGGGGCAUAGGACACAGGAAGAGCUAAUUAUCAUGUUUUUAAAAUUUUUUAAAUUACUUUCCCCUCAAAAUUUAUUGUCACGAGGCCUCAGUGUUUUUCAGUAUCAUAUACUGAAAAUAUUCUUCAGUCCUUGUUAAAUAAUUUUACAUUAUCUCAAUAUGUAGUUUGUAAAGACAUUAGAUUUUUUAUAUUAACUAGUAAAACCCUGUUUAACCAGCUAGUCUAUUAUCAGCAGUACCCUUGCUUUCUUUACGUGAUCUUUUGACUCAAUGAGCAGUGAGCUCAACAUGACUGAUAAAUUGCACAGAGCCAUUUCUAUGGCAAACUUCUCAGGUUUUCCUGGAUCUUUUCCUUAAAAUUUUCAUGCAGUCAAACAUAAAACCUUCCCUUCAUGCCCUCUUUCUUGCCUUCCUGUGAAAGGGCUCCAACUGUUAUUAUAAAAUAUUACUUUCUGAGAAAACAGACUUCAUCAACAUGCCAGGACACUUUUCUACUGUCUUCCUCUCAAAGAACACUGAUUAGACAAUCAUCCAGCAUGAGAGGGCCUUUGUGGAAAUUCGGGAGCCCAGCAGAGAAGGUCCAGCACACUGCUGGAGCAAGGAAAUAAGAAGAAGUCGUCAAAGACUAGGUGCAUUAAAAAGGAUUAAGAGUAACAGUUUCACUUUAACUGGAUCACCAUUCUCCCGAAAUGGCACAUCUCAGUGGCACAUCCUGACCCAUGUUUUCUCCCACGGGAGAAAGGGAGAGCAUCUAAGUGAGUGACCUGCUCCUCUAGCCAGAGGCGCCCAGGUCUUCCUGCACUCCCUUCAAUACUGGGCUGUGGUGCAUGACCUGGGGCGGGGAAGCCCCUGUGAAAAGAGCAGGUGGAGGUCUUACAGGGCAACGGAAGAGAUGCGGAUCCUACUAACUCCACUGCAGACUCCAUCAGGAAGCCUGUCCAUGAGCUGCCAGGGACACUGCACCUCUGAACCCCCCAGUGCUCAGUGCACAUCACCCACACAUCUCUCAACCUGGUGGUCAGCUACCUGAGUGCGCUCCCAACUGCGUCCAGAGUGAGCCUCGCAGGAGGCUAGAGAGCAUGCAGACAACGCUGGCCCAACUCUGUGGGACUGUGCGUCAACACUAAACAGGAGCAUUUAGCACCACACUAGGGAAAGCAAAGGGAAGGCUGUCAGCACCUGGCCUGGCUUUGCAGUAUCAAGAGAAGGCCUAUAAUCAGGAAUUCCACAGCUCCCAAGAGGAGACAAGAAGUGCAGAGCAGGACCAUACAUAGAAAAGGUGUGAGAGAGGAUACAGCAAAUUCAAGAUUUGUUUUUUUACCAAAGUCUGGCAAGAUUUAAAAGAACAUGGGCACCUGGGUGGCUCAGUCAGUUAAGUAUCCAACUCUUGAUUUUGUCUCAGGUCCUGAUCUCAGGGUCGUGAGAUCGAGCCCCACACUGGGCUCAAAGCUCAGCAGGGAAUCUGCUUAAGAUUCUCUCUCCCUCUGCCCUCUGGACUUCCCGCCGCUCAUGUUCUUGCUCUUUCAAAUAAAAAAAUACAUCUGUUUUGGGCGCCUGGGUGGCUCAGUCGUUAAGCGACUGCCUUCGGC